Porites evermanni is the source of this 450-nucleotide messenger RNA. NCBI's taxonomy places the organism in Eukaryota, Metazoa, Cnidaria, Anthozoa, Scleractinia, Poritidae. The record is from the annotation of a GenBank genome assembly.
CACGGUUUCGGAAAUGAAAUUAUACCAGUUUCUUCUUCAUCUGCGUCGAGUAGUAAGCCUUCCCACGAACCAGAAAAGGCAAAGCUGUUAAGUGACGAGGGUUCAUGGUGCGCAGGUCAAAUACAGGUUAAUGAAUACCUGCAGCUUGACUUUGGAAAGGCCAUGAUGCUCACCGGAAUUGCUUCGCAAGGACACCAUAGCAGAGACGAAUACGUAACAAAGUACAGGCUAGACUACAGCGUUGACGGUGCAGUGUGGUUUCGAUACACCCACGCUUUUGAUUCGGAAUCCGAGCGAAUUGAACUGGAAGCGAAUAAGGAUAGCAAGAGUGUAACAGUAAUUCAGUUCUUACACGAAAUCAAAGCACGCUAUUUGAGGAUCGUGGCAAAAACCUGGCACAAUGGAAUCUGUCUCAGAGUUAGAGUACUCGGAUUUAACGGUACGUGUUAA